Molecule: messenger RNA, 1789 nt
Organism: Stereum hirsutum FP-91666 SS1
Lineage: Eukaryota; Fungi; Basidiomycota; Agaricomycetes; Russulales; Stereaceae
Product: homocitrate synthase
Exons: 7
Coding region: 72-1463 (463 amino acids)
Cellular component (GO): mitochondrion
Molecular function (GO): homocitrate synthase activity
Source: RefSeq, a predicted model, not a curated record
CCCCAUCCCCUCUCUCCAUCUAACAAUUUCUGCCACCCCCUUACACUCAUACAACAACCACAUCUCCUCCAAUGUGCCCACACGCAAACGGCGACGCCCUGCCCAACGGCUCUUCCGACAUGGUCGGCAUCGAAAAUACCCCUAACGGCGUCAAGAGCGCAAACGGCCACACUGACUCGCAACGUCGGAAUCCGUAUGCUCCCCGUGCUUCCGAUUUCUUGAACAACGUCUCAAACUUCAAGAUCAUCGAGAGCACUCUCCGAGAGGGCGAGCAGUUCGCCAACGCCUUCUUUGACACCAAGACUAAAAUCGCUAUCGCUAAGGCCCUCGAUGCCUUCGGUGUCGAAUACCUCGAGCUCACCUCCCCAGCCGCAUCAGAACAGUCUCGCGCAGACUGCGAGGCCAUCUGCAAGCUCGGCCUGAAGGCGAAGAUUUUGACCCAUAUCCGUUGUCACAUGGACGAUGCCCGGAUCGCUGUCGAGACUGGUGUUGACGGUGUUGAUGUCGUUAUCGGCACCUCAUCCUUCCUCCGUGAGUUCUCGCACGGAAAGGACAUGACCUACAUCACCAAGACCGCCAUCGAGGUCAUCAACUUCGUCAAGUCCAAGGGCAUCGAAGUCCGCUUCUCGACCGAAGACUCCUUCCGCUCCGACCUCGUCGACCUUCUCUCCAUCUACCAAACAGUCGAUAAGAUCGGCGUGAACCGUGUCGGUAUUGCGGAUACCGUCGGGUGCGCCAACCCAAGGCAGGUGUAUGAGCUGAUCAGGACGUUGAGGGGUGUCGUUGGCUGUGAUAUCGAGGUGCACUUGCACAACGAUACCGGCAUGGCUAUUGCCAAUGCUUAUACCGCCCUCGAGGCCGGUGCCACUCACAUCGAUACCUCCGUCCUCGGUAUUGGUGAACGUGUCGGUAUCACCUCUCUCGGCGGUCUGGUCGCUUGCAUGUACGCCGCCAACCCCGAAUACGUCAAGUCCAAGUACAACUUGAAGGCCCUCCGUGAGAUCGAGAACCUGGUCGCAGAGGCCGUCGAGGUCAACAUCCCGUACAACAACCCCAUCACUGGGUACUGUGCGUUCACUCACAAGGCCGGCAUCCACGCGAAGGCCAUCCUCAACAACCCUAGCACUUACGAAAUCCUCAAGCCUGAGGACUUCGGUCUCACAAGAUACGUCUCCAUCGGUCAUCGUCUGACCGGAUGGAACGCCGUCAAGUCCCGCGUCGAGCAGCUCGGUCUCAAGCUCACCGACGACGAGAUCAAGGACGCCACCGCGAAGAUCAAGGAGCUCGCCGACGUCCGGACACAGUCGAUGGACGACGUCGACUCCCUCCUCCGUGUCUACCACUCCGGUAUUCAGUCCGGUGAGCUCGAGGUCGGCCAGAAGGAGGCUCUUGACAGGCUGCUCCAGGAGCACCGGGACCGUCAGCGCACUGAACUCUCCGCCGCCGCCACCGCCGCUGCAUAGACGACUCUUCGCCCUUCUCCACCUCUCACUCGCCGCGACUUUACAUUCUACCGUACUUCACUCCCUCGUCUACCUUUUCUGCUCCCUUUCUUCUGUAUGGACCACUUCAUCGAUCCAGCUCCACGACAUUGCUUUCUUCAGACUCAUUAUCUCACUUCACAUUCUUUUCCUCCGAACGCUCAUGUACGACGGUGCUUGCUGUACAAAGAAAACAAAAACCGGCGUGAAGCCGGUGAAACGCACUUCUGUGCGUGUGCUCACGUCCAAUUAUUGAUGUAUACUAUAUAUUAGUGCCUUGUAGGGUGCGCGUUGCAAUGAAUCGAAGG